UGGAGUUGCGGUGGUCACAUGUAGAGAAGACUUGGUAUAAAUAUAAUUUAUUGCGCCAGGAAUUAUUAUUGUAAUUGUGUGUACUGUGUUACACUUUGUGUAAUGCUUCUGUUGUUGGCAACAUAAUUCCUAUGUUAUAUCAGCACCAUUCUUCGUUGUGCAAAUAACACUUAUGUCGGUGGUCACUGCUUCUGUAUCUGGUCUUUCCUCAAUUUUGAGGAGUCCAGGAAUUCGAAAUGGAAAUAGAGAACAGCGUGUUCGGUUCCGGCUGCCAGAAAGCCUUAAAACAGUUUUACUGGAUUUUAUUGACAGAGAAAAUGUAAAAUCUUAUGAAGAAUUGAUUUUUACAAUUAGAGAUGGAGAUAUCCAGGAUGAUGACUUGAUGCGGUUACUGACAGAGGUCCAGGAUUGUAUUUCUCUUAUGGACAAGAAGCUGAGACAUUUUGUUGAAGCUCUGUUGUCUGCCCACAAUUAUUAUACAAAGAGUGCCUUUGAGAAGUUGAUGCCAAUUUUCAAAUCAGUUGGCUGUGAGGAUGAAUGGACAAAUGGAGUCCCAACAGAGGAAGAGCUGCUGGUGUUUGGCCAUGCCCACACUGUUCUGAGAGUCUUGCUGCAAGUGAUGCCAAUGGCAUGUAACAUCCUGGUACAAGUCAUGAUAAAGAAUUUCCCAUAUCUCCGCCGCCCAAGCCAUGAACAAGAAUGCUUUGUUUACAAUAUGCUCAGAGUAAUUGAAUAUCAGCCCAGGUUGCGGUUAGAAGUCCUCCUCAUCAUCUUCAAGAGGUUGGUUGCACUGGAUGUAUAUGCUCCAAAAGUAGAAGUUUUGGACCAUGAGGAGGCUGAAGAAUGUUUUGAAAUGGACAUUGAAGAGGCUGAGGCAAACAAAGUAUCGGCACAAGUGCAGCAGUUAGGUAUGAGACAUCCUAUAGCAAAUAAUCUCGACAUUGCAAUGGUGCAGUUGUUUAUGUACCUGCAUUCUGAGUGUCAUGGUGGCGAGAAACAGCUAGACUGGGAGAGGACAAAGCAGUUGUACCAUGACUUAGUGACAGUAUUUGAGCAAGUCGUCUUGUCGACCCAUGCUACACAUCAUGUACAGUUUCUUCUGUUCUACAUCUGUAGCUUCAGGGUGACAGUAGCAGAAUCUUUCUUGAACUUCCUGUGGCAUAAAGUGGUGUCUCCCAGCAUGCCAUCCAUUGUUCGACAGUCAGCUAUUAUGUACAUGGGCAGUAUGCUGUGUAGGGCAUCAUACAUUAACAUCAGCUUGUUGAAGGCUUCGGUAGCUGAAAUGUCUGCCUGGGUACACACAUACAUCUCCAGUCAAGAUGGGUUGGAGUGUGCCAAUUCAGAUGUACGAGUCCACUCUGUGUUCUACACGGUGUGUCAGACACUGUUCUACGUCAUAGCCUUCAGACAUCAUGACCUUGUUCAUUCUAAGAAAAAUCUGGCAUUUCUACAGAGUCUAAACCUGACCAAAAUUGUGACAUGCAGGCUAAAUCCAUUGAAGGUUUGUUUGCCAGUUGUGGCCCAGAACUUUGCCACAGUGACUCGGACAUAUCAGCUGGCGUACUGCUACUCUGUUCUACAGCACAACGCUCGCUACAGCAUGCCAGUGGUCCAUCAGGAUGACAAGGGAUACGCUGUCAACAGGGACUCUACCUUGCUUGAUACAUUCUUUCCAUUUGAUCCAUUUGUCUUACGCAGAUGUGUCCAAUUCAUCAGACCCAUAUACUGUUCAUACCAGAAGCCGGAAGAAGAGAACUCACGUAUUUUGUGUGAACAGAAUGUUGGCAGCAGAGGGGAGAAUGAAGAGGAUGAAGAUGAAGAUGAUUUCUUGGUGGAUCAGCUACAAGGAAACGCCCUUUCGAAUUCAACCUCUGCCCCAGAUAUGUUUUCGUACAGUUCAUCACCGGGUUUCAAAUGGUUGUAAUGUGUUCACAGACUUUGGUUCAAAAAGGGAUUGGAGUAAUCUGUUCUAGGAUAGUGAAUGAAAGAACUGAUUUAAAAAGCCCCAUUUUUGAAGAAAGGUGCGGACUGCCUUGUGAUUAUUUAUUAGAGUAAAGAAGUUUAGUUUUGAAAAAUAAAACUAUUUGAUGUUUAUUAGUUACAAAAAUAGAAGUUGCAUUUUGUUAAAAAUUUCAUCUUUUUUCUUCCAAGAGACAAAGACUGUUUUAAAUGACUUAAUAAGAUAACAAAAUGUUCAUUGUGAACUGAAAGUAUUUGAUAUUUGUUUUUUGAAAGAACAAGUGAAAUUAAAACUCAGAUAUGAUUGUUUUUGUAUAUGCUUUACAGCAGACUGUUUUUGUACAUAGUAGUUAUUAGUGUCCCUAUUUUUAUGAUAACUUAAGGAAAGCCAAAGUUACACAUUCAGAAAAUUAACUUAUAUCUUCAUUUGUCACAUGUUGGCACGUGUAUGUGAAUUCACAUUUUAUAUUUGCCUCUCCAUCUCCAAAGCAUUGCAUGUUAUUUCACUGUUUUAAUUUCUGAUAAGUCUUUUCUGGAAUCAUCCCCUUUCUGAACCAUUGUCUGUAAUUGUGCACAUGUCAGAAGGACCACAUUAAAAGCUCAUUCUGUU
Zootermopsis nevadensis is the source of this 2569-nucleotide messenger RNA. The record is from RefSeq and is a predicted model, not a curated record. NCBI's taxonomy places the organism in Eukaryota, Metazoa, Arthropoda, Insecta, Blattodea, Termopsidae.